AAAAAAUAUUAAUAUUGUUAGAUCAAUGUCAUGAUUAGAAUUCAAAUUUCAAUUUUUCCAUUUUAUAUAUGUGAGCUUUUAAUAAUUUACCGUUUUGUCUAUUAAAAAAGGGUGGUUUGUACAUAAAUUAUCCAAGCUUUUGAGUUUCAAUUUUUUAUUUAUAUUUUUUCAAUUUUCACCACUCCAGCUAGCACAGUCACAAAGAGAGAGCAACAAACAAAGCAACCACAAAAUUUAUGCAGCUUUAGAUCAACAAUCUCUCACUCUGUAUCUCUUCUAUGGAAUGGUAGAUUUGAGUUGAAGAGGUUCCACAUUGAUCUUGGUCUCACAAUGGGUAAAUCACCUGGAAAAUGGAUCAAAACUGUACUGUUUGGAAAGAAAUCAUCCAAAUCAAAUAUACCAAGAGGAAGAGAGAAGCUUGGUAAUCAAAAAGAAGGAGUUGUUGCUUCCAAGGUUUCAGAAACUGGUUUAGCUUUAGAGCCAACCACCAAUACUAUUCCCAGACAUGAGGAAGACUUGGAGCUGGAGAAUAAAGAUGCAGAAAAUGUUUCGCCUGGGAAUCAAGAAAUUGACACAGUAGAACCUGUUAAUCAAGAUGCACCGAUUGAUCCAGAGACAUUGAGGCUGGAGGAAGCAGCCACGAAAGCUCAGGCUGCUUUUAGGGGUUAUUUGGCUCGGAGAGCUUUUAGAGCCCUAAAAGGCAUAAUAAGGUUACAAGCACUUAUUCGCGGACACUUGGUUAGAAGACAAGCUGUUGUUACAUUAUGCUGUAUGUAUGGAAUUGUCAAACUACAAGCACUUGGUCGUGGGCAAAGUGUUAGAAAGUCUGAUGUCGGAUUUGAAGUUCACGAGAAGUGCAUUCUAUUGAAGUUUCAGGAUGACAAACCUGGAAAGCCAAUUACAUUAUCUGGAAAAAUUAUGAAGCUGUCAGCAAAUACUUUCAUUCUUAAGCUUAUUGCUUCAUCAACUACAAUAAUGGCCCUGCGUUUGCAAUAUGUUCCUGGUGAUCCAAAUUCAGUCCUAAGUUGGUUGGAGCGUUGGUCAGCAUCUUGGUUUUGGAAGCCAAUUCCUCAACCCAAGAAAGUUCGGGAUACGAAGCCUCAGAAAAAGCAGGGUCAUAUUUCAACUGGAGAUGCUCAAACAAGCAAGUCAAAACGUACCCACAGGAAACUUCCUACUGCAAAUCUUGACCUAGCCCCAUCACAAGCAAAUCCUGAAAUUGAAAAACCAAAACGAAAUGUAAGGAAAUUUCCAAGCCAACCCUCAGAUCCUGUGCUGGAAAAUCCCCAGAUUGAGCUUGAGAAGGUUAAACGUAACUUGAGAAAGGUCCAUAACCCAGUUGUUGAGACUGCAAUUCUGUCAGAAGUUGAAUCUGAGACUCUAAAGCCGAAUGUGGAAAAGACAGUUGCCUCAAGUGUUGAUGUUUCAGAACAUGCGGUCAUUAGUUCUAAUGGAAAGAUUAAGAAGGAAGCAGCACUAACCAUUUCCAGUGAGCCAGAUAACAGAAUUACUCCUGGUGAUUUAAUUACUAAGGAGGUGUUUGACACUCCAAGCAGUUAUCAGGUGAAUGUGGAAUCAAAGCCCUUGACAGAUAUUACAAGCAAAGAUAAAAACAUUUCUGACGAUGAAGUGAAAAAUGAGCCCAUAGAUUUAGUAGAGACUGUUGGCAAAAAUGAAAAUUCUCACUUAACAAAUGGAGGUUUGAGUCACAAGGAAGAUCAAACGGGCAGCGAAAAUCAGAAACCAACCCGAAAAGCCUCAAUUGUAGCUAAGCAGGAACGUGCAGAGAAUGGUUUACACAAUAGUCCGACAAUUCCAAGUUAUAUGGCAGCAACUGAAUCUGCAAAGGCAAAAUUGAGGGCUCAAGGAUCCCCAAAAGUUGGACAAGAUGGAAGUGAGAAAACCAACAGUGCUCGGCGACAGUCUCUGCCAUCUUCAACUAACAGCAAAAUCAGUUCGCAUUCACCUAAAAUACAGAGACCAACUCAAUCAGGUGGUAAGGUGGGCCACAAAAGUGACAAAGCUGUAUCAUCUUCUAAAGAUGGAAAUGCGAAGGUAAUUCAAGCAGAAUGGAAGAGGUGAUUUGAGGAAGACUGAUUUUCUAGAGUUGAUAUGAAGAAGUUGAAACUUGUAAUGUUUAUGUGUUAUCUUUUGAUGGAAAUUGCUGAAUCGAGAGAACUAUAGGUGUGUUUGAUCAGGUUUUUCUUCACUUGCUGCAUUUGGGCGUUUGAGGGUGAUUUGUACAUUAUAGGUUUUUAGUUUUGCAUGAAGCAACUAUACCCAAAUUUAUGUCCUGUUUGUUUUCGAACAUUAUUUCUGGGCUGUCCAUAAUGUUUGUUUUUUCCCCUUAAGUGUGUAUGACCUUAACACGUACCUUCCUAGGUGUUACAAAGUACUUGUGUGUGUCGAAUUUCAACCUAAAUAUUUUAUGGUAACAUGAAUUUUCUCGUGCUAAA
Molecule: messenger RNA, 2456 nt
Organism: Trifolium pratense (red clover)
Lineage: Eukaryota; Viridiplantae; Streptophyta; Magnoliopsida; Fabales; Fabaceae
Product: protein IQ-DOMAIN 31
Exons: 8
Coding region: 331-2082 (583 amino acids)
Molecular function (GO): protein binding
Source: RefSeq, a predicted model, not a curated record